Paramecium sonneborni is the source of this 105-nucleotide messenger RNA. NCBI's taxonomy places the organism in Eukaryota, Ciliophora, Oligohymenophorea, Peniculida, Parameciidae. The record is from the annotation of a GenBank genome assembly.
AUGAGAAAUGAAAAUUAGAAAAAUAAAGGUAAAAAGAAGCGGAGUUAAGAAGAAAAAAAAAAAAAGAUGAUUCAAAAAUAAAAAAAGGAGAUAUUUUCAAAAUGA